Molecule: messenger RNA, 517 nt
Organism: Haliotis rubra (blacklip abalone)
Lineage: Eukaryota; Metazoa; Mollusca; Gastropoda; Lepetellida; Haliotidae
Product: sodium- and chloride-dependent betaine transporter-like
Exons: 2
Coding region: 112-396 (94 amino acids)
Biological process (GO): sodium ion transmembrane transport
Cellular component (GO): membrane
Source: RefSeq, a predicted model, not a curated record
UACAGCUCCUUCUCCGCCGUCCUGCCCUGGACCACCUGUGGCAACCCCUGGAACACGCCACAUUGUGUAGUUGCCCUUCACACUGGACUAAAUAGUUCAGUAUAUGCUCCAAUGGAACCAACACAAGCCAGCAAUAUCCCAGAAUGUACAACUGCAAACACAGAUGUAGGAUAUGCAGAAACUAAUGAAACUUCUAAUGCCAUUGUUCAUACAUCAGUGGAAGAGUUCUGGCAGAACAAGGCUCUUGGCGUUUCGUCAGGGAUAGAUGACCUUGGCGCCAUCCAACCCCAUAUCGCCAUCUGCUGGUUCAUCACAUGUGUUGUUGUUUUUCUGUGCGUCGUCAAGGGAAUCAAAUCACUUGGAAAGGUGGCAUUUAUGUUUGCUGUUGAUCACUAAUAUAACACUGAAAUAUAUAAAUAGAUUUUAUUUUUCUUAUCUGGAUUACAUACAUGCUACGUGAUGCAGUGACCAUGUUGCGGUUUCACUAACACAAAAUUGCAAUUUUGAGUACAAUCUC